GUUGAGAGCAUUAUCCUCUAAAAUCCGUGCUAUCCAUCUAGUAAUCCGUUGGCUUGGCGCCAAGCUAGCCAACGAUCACGAGCUCAAGCUGGUCGUCUCCUCUCCUCCGCCACCCGCUUCAGCCUCCGAAUCCCUCCAAAGCUGUCGCCACUCGCCAGCCCUGCCAUGGCGGCGCCCUCCCGCCACACACUUCACUGUCUCCUCCUAUCCUGUCUCUCGAACUACACUACCCUGCGUGUUCUCCUCAAUUCGCCACGGCCACGGCUUGUCCUCUCCACGAGCUGAGCUAGCCAACUAGCUGCCGGCGCCCGGCGAGGUGAUCGAUCGAGGUCGACCGACGAUGGCGAACGACGGCAAGUCCGGCGAGCAGAUCCUCCAGGAGCUCGACGCGCUCAGCCACACCAUGUACCAGGCGCACGGCAACCGCCGCCACGCCUCGCUCGCCCUCCCCCGAGGCGCCGCGGACGAUGCUAUCCAGCCCGAGGCGCCGCGCCCGCGCUCCCGCCGCCUGUCCAUGACUUCGCCAUUCCGGUCUCGGAGCAAGCUCAGCAAGAAAGACGAGGACGACGACGACGACGGCGACGACCUGCGUGCCGCGCCGUCCAAGAGCCAGAGCUUCGCCGCGGUGGGGCCCCCGGGCGCCAUUGGAGGCGAGAGCAACAAGAAGAAGGGGAUAUGGGGCUGGAAGCCGAUGCGCGCGCUGUCGCACAUCGGCAUGACCCGCCUCAGCAUCCUCUUCUCCGUGGAGGUGGCGGCGGCGCAGGGCCUCCCGUCGUCCAUGGACGGGCUCCGCCUCGCCGUGGCCGUGCGCAAGAAGGAGUCCCGCGACGGCGCCGUGCAGACCAUGCCGUCCCGCGUGCACCAGGGCGCCGCCGACUUCGAGGAGACGCUCUUCCUCCGCUGCCACGUCUACUGCAGCAGCGCCGGCUCGGGCAAGCCGAAACCGAAGGCGGCGGCUGCGAGGUUCGAGCCCCGGCCGUUCCUCCUCUCCGUGGUCGCCGUCGACGCGCCCGAGCUCGACCUCGGCCGGAGCGCCGUGGACCUGAGCCUCCUCGUGAAGGAGUCCACGGAGAAGAGCCAGCAAGGGGAGCGCAUCCGGCAGUGGGACAUGGCGUUCCCGCUCGCCGGCAAGGCCAAGGGCGGGGAGCUCGUCGUCAAGCUCGCGUUCCAGGUCAUGGAGGACGGCGGCGUCGGGCUGUACAGCCAGCCUGCGGAUACCAAGACCGGCUCGUCGUCGUCGUCGUUGUUUGCGCGGAAGCAGAGCAAGAAUUCGUUCAGCAUCACGAGCCCCAAGGUGACGCGGUCGGAGACGUCGCUGACGCCGGCGAAGGGGAGCUCGCAGUCCCCGGACUUGAGGGGCAUGGAUGACUUCAAGCUCGAUGAUUCCAGUCCAAUCGUGCCCGAUGUCAUUGCCAAGAAGGAGCCGCAGCGAGAGCCGGAGCCGGAGGAGAAAGCUGAUGACUCGGAGUUCCCAGAGUUCGACGUCGUGGACAAGGGCAUAGAAGGGGAAGAAGAGAAGGCCGAAGCCAAAGAAGAAGCCGGCGGCAAGGAAGAAGCCAAGGAAGCGGCGGCGGAGGAGGGUGAGAGUAAUCCACCGGCGGCCGGCGACGAGGUGGUCAAGGAAGUCGUGCACGACAGCGCGAGCAUGUGGCGCAUCAACGAGCUGGAGGCGAUCACCAACCAGAUCAAGGCGCUCGAGUCGAUGAUGCUCGGCGACGACGUGCCGGAGGAGGCCGACAAGGCAGAGGAGGACGAGGCGGCGGCUGGGCUGGACGCGGACGAGGAGGAGGUCACCAGAGAGUUUCUACAGCUGCUGGAGCAAGGAGGGGACGACAAGGCGGCCAAGUCGUCAUCGGCCGCUCCUCAGGUGUCGUCGCUCAAGUCCGGCGCAAAGCCGGGCGCCGCUGCUGAAGAGUCCUGCUACGUCUCCGACCUGGGCAAGGGGCUCGGCCCCGUCGUGCAGACGCGGGACGGCGGCUACCUGGCGGCGACGAACCCUUUCGACAUCCCGGUGGCGAGGAAGGAGCUCCCCAAGCUCGCCAUGCUGCUGUCCAUGCCCUUCAUCCUCCGCCCUGGCCAGAAGCUCCCCGGCGGCGGCGCCGAGGUGUUCCAGCGGCUGUGCGCCGGGGGGAUGGACGCCCUGUGCGCGAAGCUUGGCGCGCUAACCGCCGCCGCCGCGGCAGACGAGGUGGUGAUCGGCAAGACAGCGGAGCAGAUCGCCUUCGAGGGCAUGGCGUCGGCGAUCAUCAGCGCGCGGAGCAACAAGGAGCACGGCGCGACGGCGAGCGCGAGCUCCAGCGCCGCGCAGUCCGUGUCGCUGCUCCGGACGAUGUCGUCGGCCAUGAGCGAGGGGCGGAGGGAGCGGAUCGCCACGGGCAUCUGGAACGCCAGGGAGGCGCCGAUGGCUGUGGACGAGAUCCUGGCCUUCUCGCUGCAGAAGAUCGAGGCCAUGGCGAUCGAGGCUCUCAAGGUGCAGGCCGGCAUGGCCGACGAGCAGGCCCCCUUCGAGGUGUCCCCUGGCGACGACGUCGCCGGCCGGCACCCGCUGGACACCGCCGUGCCGCCGGAGGAAUGGGCGACCGCGUGCGCCGGCGCGGAUGCCGUGACCAUGCUGGUGGUGGCGCAGCUGAGGGACCCCUUGCGCCGGUACGAGGCGGUCGGCGCGCCGUCCGUCGUGGUCAUCCAGGCCGGGCGUGCCGGCGCCGGCGCGGAUGACGACGACGAGCCGAGGUUCAAGGUGUCGAACGUGCACGUCGGGGGACUGCGGCUGAAGUCGGCAGACCGGCGUAAUGUGUGGGAUGGCGAGCGGCAGCGGCUCACGGCCACGCACUGGCUCGUUGCCUAUGGGCUCGGCAAGGCCGGCAAGAAGGUGCGGUCGACGGCGGCGAAGGCCGCGCACGACGUGCUGUGGAGCAUGUCGUCGAGGGUGGUCGCCGACAUGUGGCUCAAGCCGAUGCGCAACCCGGACGUGAAGAUCCCGGCCAAGUAGUAGCUGCCGAGAGGAGACGAUGUUAUCAGCAGGAUUUGAAACGACGGUACCAACAGCGCCAGAGAUAUAUCCAGCCAAACAAGUAGCACCAAGCUGCUGUGCUGUCGAACAAUCCUCUUUCUUCUUUUGAAUGACUUUUUGAUAUAGGAAACCCACAGUAUGCUCAAACGUUGAGAACAUUAGCAUAGAAACUGUAUGAAGAGAAAGUGAGGGAUAAGAUACACCUGGACAUGUAACAACAACCAAGCCUUUUGUCCCAAGCAAGUUGGGAUAGGCAAGAUCUUACAUUUUGAAACUAAAAGAUGCAUUAAAUA
Messenger RNA from Brachypodium distachyon (stiff brome), 3303 nucleotides. Its product is annotated as protein PLASTID MOVEMENT IMPAIRED 1. The record is from RefSeq and is a predicted model, not a curated record. The transcript has 2 exons. NCBI's taxonomy places the organism in Eukaryota, Viridiplantae, Streptophyta, Magnoliopsida, Poales, Poaceae. The coding region runs from base 341 to 2989 and encodes 882 amino acids.